AUGGCAACGGACAUCAAGAAAACUCCAAGCGGUGUGCUGGAGGGACCUGCAUUCCAGGAGGAGAGCUCUUUGAGCGCACAGAGAUCCAUGUCGGACGACGAGGCUGCAUGCUUGGGCAUCCGAAACUUGGUUUACGAUAUGACGAUGCAGCAUGGCCUGGGCCACGGCGGAUCUGCUGUCGGCAUGGCAGCCAUCGGGGUGGCACUCUGGAAAUAUGUAAUGCGAUUCAACCCCGAAGAUCCCACCUGGUUUGAUCGUGAUCGCUUUGUUCUGUCCAACGGACAUGCAAGCAUGUUUUUGUACGUUAUGAAUUACCUGGUCGGGUACAAGGCCUGGACCAUGGAGCAAUUGAAAGGAUAUGGAGCAGACAAGCAAGGAAGCUAUACCACGCUUGCGCACGCACACCCAGAGAUCGGGUGCCCUGCCGUCGAGGUAACAACAGGGCCUUUGGGCCAGGGAGUUGCCAAUGCAGUUGGCCUGGCUGUGGCCUCGAAACACUUGGCAGCAAAUUUCAACAAGCCGGGAUUCCCCCUCAUUCAAUCGCACAUUUACUGUAUGACAGGGGAUGGGUGUCUUAUGGAGGGUGUCGCCAUGGAAGCCAUCUCGCUUGCUGGGAACUUGCAGCUGGACAAUCUAACGCUCAUCUACGACAACAACCAAGUGACUUGCGAUGGGCCAUUAUCUUGGAUCAACCAGGAGGAUACCAACAUGAAAAUGCAGGCCUGCGGCUGGCAUGUGGCUGACGUCUACGACGGAACACAUAAUGUCCAGGCAAUUGUGGCGGCUUUAAGAGAGCAACACCCCGGGAAACCGAGCUUUAUCAACAUUCGGACGACGAUUGGUGCAGGGACACGGGUGGCGGGUACGGCAAAAGCUCACCACGGAACCUUUGAUGUGGAGAGUGUCGCCAGAUCGAAAUCCAUGGCUGGCUUGAAUCCUGGAGCAACCCAUGAGGUUCCAGACAAAGUAUUGGCUUUCUUCAGAGACACCAAAACCUCGGGUGGAAAGCUGCAAGAACAGUGGAGUGAGAUGCUUGGUCAGUAUCAGUCAAAGUAUGCUGUUGAUGCCGAAAGGUUGCUUGCGCGGGUCAAUGGGUGGUUUGGCCACUGGGCUUCCGCACUCGACAGCCUUGACAGCAGUCGUUUCUGCAGGCUUGCCACUCGGGAAUCCAACGGCCUUAUCCUAGAGAUGCUGUGGAAGCUAAAUCCAGCAAUGUGUGGCGGUGGCGCGGAUCUAGUGAAUUCGAACAAGUUUCGAUAUUCUGAAGAUGACUGGUUUCACCCGGCAAAGUCAUUUGCAGGCCGGUAUAUACGUCAUGGCAUUCGAGAGCACGCAAUGGCUGCUAUAGCCAACGGGCUUGCGGCUUACCAUCCAGGGACAUUUCUCCCUGUGACUGCCACCUUCUCCAUGUUUUAUCUCUACGCUGCCCCUGCAGUGCGUAUUGGCGCGCUCAGCAAGUUGCAUGUCCUUCACAUUGCAACCCACGAUUCUUUCCAAGAGGGCCAAAACGGCCCAACUCAUCAGCCGGUUGAGCUCGACUCUCUUUUCCGGGCAAUGCCAAAUUUGAUCCACAUUCGGCCUUGCAAUGCUGAAGAGGUAAUCGGGGCAUACCAGUACGCUCUUCGCGCAAGGGCUGGCCCCGUAAUGAUCUCUGUUGCACGCGACCCCGUGGCCCCAGUGCCCUCGACUCGUCGAGGAGGCGUGUCAUACGGAGCGUACGUUCUCACCGAAAAUACAAACGCCCAUAUCACACUGGUCUCGUGUGGCUCAGAACUGCACUACGUUGUUGCCGCCGCCGAAUCUCUGAAACUGAAAGGUAUUGAGUCUCGCGUCGUAUCUGCACCGUCACUCGACCUUUUCGACCAACAAACAGACGUGUAUCGGUCAUCGGUACUUCCGCUGGAUGGUUCACCGAUUGUCAGUGCCGAAGAAUAUGUGCCGCUUGUUUGGGCUCGAUAUGUCACUGCAAGCAUUGGCAUGAAAGGAUACGGAUACUCCGCCUCAAAUGAGAGUAACUAUGAGCGAUUUGGUCUCAAUGAAAGUGCCAUCACCGCCAAAGUGAUACAGUAUUUGGGGGAUUUGGAUGGUCGAGAUGCACGAAGAGCUGGUUGGAGACAGCUCUAA
This is a messenger RNA of Fonsecaea multimorphosa CBS 102226, 2124 nucleotides long. RefSeq lists its product as uncharacterized. The transcript is spliced from 5 exons. Lineage: Eukaryota; Fungi; Ascomycota; Eurotiomycetes; Chaetothyriales; Herpotrichiellaceae. The record is from RefSeq and is a predicted model, not a curated record. Gene Ontology annotation, cellular component: cytosol. Gene Ontology annotation, biological process: pentose-phosphate shunt. Bases 1 to 2124 code for a protein of 707 amino acids. Gene Ontology annotation, molecular function: transketolase activity.